Zymoseptoria tritici IPO323 is the source of this 1419-nucleotide messenger RNA. RefSeq lists its product as uncharacterized. Lineage: Eukaryota; Fungi; Ascomycota; Dothideomycetes; Mycosphaerellales; Mycosphaerellaceae. Bases 1 to 1419 code for a protein of 472 amino acids. The transcript has 2 exons. The record is from RefSeq and is a predicted model, not a curated record.
AUGGACGGUAAAGGGAACAAGAGAAAGCGCCACGAGAAGGCGAGGAAGACGACGGCGCCGCCAAUCGUCAACCCGCGCAGCAUACACGAACGAGACAUCGCUGGACUCGAGAUCGGGCAGUGUCCUGCCGCUGCUUUGGGCUUUCAGCAAGGAUCUCAAACAGCAUGCGGUGGUCUCGAGCUCGAGGUGAAGGGUCUUGCGGAGAGAGACUGUACGAAUAUCAUCGUGCGCAUAAGCCAGGCUGCCACGGAUAUGUCGGAAGGAAAAGAAAACGCAAAAGAGAAGGCGGUCAAUGUCUGCGCUCGUCACACAUGGAUACUUGCCAACAAGAACCAGGAUAUUCUCAUCAACAGCUUCGGUGCGAGCCCAGACAAUCCGAAGAAGAUCCUAUCAAUCUGCGCUGCGGUGCUCCUCACUCUGGUCAUGGAUCUUGAUACCAGACCGAUGGGGUUCUUCGCCGUGUUACUCCACAGUGAGCUUGUGUGGCCGAUGCCUGCGCAAUUUCGAACCAAAUGGGAGGCAUUCUUCAAAAUUCCUCUGGCUCCUUGUGAGAAGAACGACGAGACUCUGUUUGUGUCGGAAGACGAAGAUGGCGAGAGCGACGACCGCCCGAACAUUGAUACAGUCUUGCGACACGAGCCCUGUCACAGGCCAAUCUUCAGAAUCGCUGCGUUGACGACAAGAGAGAAGCUCGUACACUUGCGCGCUUGCGAAUAUCUCGUGCGCUUUGGGCCCGUGUCCUUCGACAGUCUGGCCCACCUCUUCGCAUACCGCAACAUCUUCGAGCUGCUUGAGUACCACCAGGCCAAUAGGAGGGACUUCAUCAGCGUCAAGCUCAUCAAGCAUGGUGAAGCUGGCUUGAGCGUUUGGGCUCUGGGACCAGCGCAACCCGUGGAGACGUCAACUUCAGACAGGGUGUUCAGGGGGAAGGUCGGAUUAUUCACUCGCCGAGCUGCGAUUCUCGAAAUCGUGCCAGAAGGCAAGAGUGAGUCAUUCCCACCUGUGUGUCCUCAACUCCGCGCUCAAGAGAGCGCCUCCGUAGCCAAUGUCCGCGACCAAGCCACCGAAAACAAUAACGUGGCGAUCAAGCGCGCACACACCGAGGAAGUCGAUAGGCUGAAGGAAACGAUCGAGGGAUACAAGAAAGGCGCGGUCGAAUUGCACGACCACUACAAAAAGAAGGCAGCGGAAGAGUCCCAGAAACAAGCAGACGCAAAAAAAGAGGAGAACGCCGAUCACCAGACCCGGCUCAGAGCGUUGGAGAUUGAGAAUGAGAUGCUCCUCAAGCUCGAUGAAGUGAGCAAGACGAGGAUUCAGGAGCUCGAAUAUGCCAGCGAACAAGCGGCGCUCAAAGCAGCCGCUGACCAGGCGAAGUACCAGGCACUUGUCAGCAAGCUCAGCGCUCUGAACGGACCUUGA